AGCAUAACUUAUUCUGCGGUGUUAUACUCAUUUCCACUUUAUAAGUACCAGCCAUGGCGUCUAACUCCAAAAUACCCUUAUCCCUUCCCCUUCUUGCCUCCAUGGCCAUCUUCCUCAUCCUACUCCACAGUGUGAACUCAGCGGAUGUCACCACUUUCCUCUUCGACAAGUUCGAUCAAAGUAACGAGAAUCUCAUCAUCCAAGGCGACGCUUCCGUUUCAAGCAACGGAGCCUUGCAACUCACUAGGGUUGACAGCAGUGGCAUCCCACAAGGAGGUAGCGUCGGCCGAGCCUUGUACUCCGAACCCAUUUCACUCUACGAUAAAUCCACCGGAGCAGUAGCAUCCAUAAUCACCUCCUUUAUCUUCUUCAUUUCUUCACCUUCUGAUACCCCGGCUGACGGCCUUACCUUCUUCCUCGCUUCGCCGGAUACUACUAUUCCUCCUAACUCCGGCGGUGGCUACCUUGGCCUCUUUAGCGCCUCGAAUGCGCUCAACAACACGCGCAAAGAGCUCAUUGGUUUUAAAUCCUCAUCUGACAAAGUUGUUGCUGUUGAAUUUGAUACGUACCCUAAUCUCAAUCUCGGGGAUCCCGAUUACAAACACAUCGGAAUUGAUGUGAACUCUAUUAAGUCGGAAGUUACCGCUAAAUGGGACUUUCAAAAUGGAGAACCGGUGGCGGUAACAAUAAUCUAUAAUCCCUAUGCCAAGACUCUUAGAGUUUUUGCUUCUUACCCUAAUGGUUACAACGUGGACUUCACUCAUGACAUAGAUUUGAAAACUGUUCUUCCUGAAAAAGUUAGGGUAGGGUUCUCUGGUGCCACUGGACAGUACUCACAAAUUAAUAACAUAAUAUCUUGGUCCUUUGGUUCAAUUUUAGGGAAAAGCUUCAAGGUUGAGAAAGGUGGUAUUGCAAGUGUUGUGUAAUGAUUGGGCAUGACGCUACAUAAUAAUAAUAAGGACAAGUACAUGUAGUCCAUUGUGUAUGUGAAUACUGCACUGUGCUUGUGGUGUUUCUGCCUUCUAUGUAAUAUUUCCAUGAACAAUGAACUCUUCCUAAUAAGAUGCUUUUUUAUUUUUA
This is a messenger RNA of Arachis stenosperma, 1080 nucleotides long. RefSeq names its product lectin-like. Bases 54 to 926 code for a protein of 290 amino acids. The transcript has a single exon. The record is from RefSeq and is a predicted model, not a curated record. Lineage: Eukaryota; Viridiplantae; Streptophyta; Magnoliopsida; Fabales; Fabaceae. Gene Ontology annotation, molecular function: carbohydrate binding.